GUGUGUGUGUGUUUUAGGUCAUAACAACCUCUUUUAUUGGAAUCAGUUUAGAUAUUGCAGAGGCAUAAUUUCAGUAAAUGUAUUCUCUCUUCAACUGAGCUUCAGUGUUAGAAAAUAGCUUGCAGCUUCAUUGAAAUGUUGUGUGUAAAAAUAUUAUGGCUGUAAGAUAUAUGAUUAGUAACAUAAGUACUGUGCAUAUACCACUGUUAUCCUUUGUAGUGUUCAGGUGGGACAAAACCAGUCGUCAUUUCAUUCAAGAGACUAAUGAUGAUUUUUGCAGACCAGACAUGGUUUCGUGAGAGAUGCAGCCCACAUGUCUGAAAAAGGGAAAGACUGUGGUUUAUUGACAUGCGUCGCAAGAUAUGUAGAAGUAGAUGAAAUGUCGAAGAGGUUUAACGUUUGGCAUAAGUGGGAAGCUUAAAUAUUGUCUGUACUUCAUAGAUAAUGCAUGAAGAUAAAAAGACAUCUGCCAGUUUGUCCUGCUUAGGUCACAUUUAACGGAUUUUGUUCUUGUGGUUUAUCGGUUUGCGAAAAACUUUGGCAGCAGAGAUUUACUUCAUGAGUUCAUUACCACGGAAAACUACCACCAGUUUCACUCAAGGAGAAAUGAUACUUUGAAAUCAUCGGCGAAGUUUCACUAUGACGAACUGCUCAACUAAAGACGUGGACGCUUUAACACAGAAGCUGGACUUGGUGAUUUACGUGCCUGUCCUGGUGUUCGGCUUGGCGUUAAACAUUGCAGCACUGGUAGUCUUCUGUGUGCUGCUCAGAAAAUGGACCGAGUCCUCCAUCUACAUGACCAACCUGGCUCUGAUGGACCUGCUGUUGCUGCUGCAGCUGCCCUUCAAAAUGCAUGCAGCACACCAAAAGUGGGCAGAAGACAAGAAGCUAUUUUGCUCCUUUCUGGAAAGUCUUUACUUUGUAGCUAUGUAUGGUAGCAUCUACACAAUUGUGUGCAUAGCCAUAGACCGGUACAUCGGUAUAAACCACCCAUUUCGAGCCAAGCAGGUGCGUUCAAAACAAAACGCCUUGAUUGUUUGCAUUUUAAUUUGGGUGUUCGUUAUGGCAAUGACUUCACCCAUCUACACCUUCCGGGAAGAGAAAAGUGGAAAUUUCACCUGUUUCCAUGAAUUCUCCAGCAAGGGUUGGAGCACUGAAAUAAUCGUGUGCCUAGAGGUCUUUGGUUUUCUGUUGCCCGCCGGAGUACUUGUGGCGUGUUCCAUUCAGAGUGUCCGUACUCUCAAAGCCUCAAAGAACAGUGACCGCAGUAGGCAAGCUGGUGUGAGAAUCAUCUACAGCAGCCUAGCGGCCUUCCUAGUGCCCUUCACCCCCUGUCACGUGGCUAUAUUCCUGCAGUAUCUUGUCCGUAAUAGCUUUAUUUCUGACUGCAAACAGCAACAGAACAUCGCCCUUUUCAUACAGGUGUCAAUGAACAUUGCAAACGUGACCUGCUGCUUGGACGCACUGUGCUACUAUUUCAUUGCGAAGGAAGUCCGAUCCACCAAAGAGACGUUUAGACUGUCCAUCAACAGAGCGAGAACCAACAGCAGCUCAGAUGUCUGAGGUAAACUCAGUUUAUUAGUCUUUCAGAAUGUGUUCUGAUGGAUUUCCAGUGGAAGUAAAGGUGUGGUCGUACUAGCGAAAUUUUGCGGUCGAAAAGAGUCUACUCUAAAAACUGCUGGGUUAAAAAAUAACCCAACCUUAACCACGCUGCUGGGUCACUAUUGGACAGAACACGCGCUGGGUUGGUUUGACCCAAGUGCUGGGUUUUACCGUUUAACCCAUAUUACUGGGUCAUUCAUUUGACCCAACCAGUGGGUAAAAUGAACCCUCUUGCUGGGUUAAGUCAAACAAAUAGUUUAGUCAAAUAAAUAGUUAUUAUUUAAUAAUAAAUAGAUUAUUUCCUGUCUCACUGCCUUUAUACAUUAGUUA
Cyprinus carpio (common carp) is the source of this 1932-nucleotide messenger RNA. Its product is annotated as G protein-coupled receptor 55-like. Gene Ontology annotation, biological process: positive regulation of Rho protein signal transduction; phospholipase C-activating G protein-coupled receptor signaling pathway. Gene Ontology annotation, molecular function: G protein-coupled receptor activity. The record is from RefSeq and is a predicted model, not a curated record. Lineage: Eukaryota; Metazoa; Chordata; Actinopteri; Cypriniformes; Cyprinidae. Gene Ontology annotation, cellular component: membrane.